GAACAAUCAACCAAUUUGGAAGAAGUGAGAACUGCUUCUGCGUCUCGGUUUGACUUUGUCUUUUCCGACUGUCCUUGACGAGUCCUUGAAGGCAGCAGCGCCCUGGUCUGAGCGGCUCUGGACUCUCUGGAAGUUGGACUACGUCAACAGGAGAGAGGAGACCGUCCCAGCCCUCAGAGGAGCUGAGCGGAGGCGGCGCGCUGCGUUCACUCCGAGACGUCCCCGAGACUUGACGGAGGCGAAAGGACUCGUGCGUCUUUGCGCGUUUUUUUCCCCGCAGGUGGACAUGCCGUGUCCGCGCGUAAAGACGCACUGAACACUUGGCUCCGGCGCUUCUUUUUCCUCCUGACUGAAAAUCAGAAGAAGAAAGGGAAGAAGAAAGACGGAAGAUGUUGGCGAGAAAAAGCAUCAUCCCGGAGGAGUUCGGUCUGGCGGGGCUCGCCUCCCGGAUGCCCCGCAAGCCGGUGUUCAGGGACCGCGUGAACAAGGCGCGCUUCAUCGCCAAGAACGGCUCGUGCAACUUGGCGCACAAGAACAUCCGCGAGCAGGGCCGAUUCCUGCAGGACGUCUUCACCACGCUGGUCGACCUGAAAUGGCGCUUCACGCUGGUCAUCUUCACCACGACGUUCGUCAGCAGCUGGCUGCUGUUCGCCAUGAGCUGGUGGCUGGUGGCGUUCGCGCACGGAGACCUGGACCCGGACCGGCAGAACAGGACCCACUGCGUCACAGACGUCAAGUCGUUCACCUCGGCCUUCCUCUUCUCCAUCGAGGUCCAGGUGACCAUCGGCUUUGGGGGACGUAUGAUUACGGAGCAGUGUCCGACCGCCAUCACCGUCCUCAUCAUGCAGAACAUAGUGGGGCUCAUCAUCAACGCCGUCAUGCUGGGUUGCAUCUUUAUGAAGACAGCUCAGUCCAACCGUCGAGCAGAGACACUGAUCUUCAGCCGCCACGCUGUGAUCGCCGUCAGGAACAACCGUUUGUGCUUCAUGAUCCGUAUCGGUGACCUCAGGAAGAGCAUGAUCAUAGGAGCGACCGUCAGGCUACAGGUGGUGAGGAAGACGACCACUCCGGAGGGGGAGGUGAUUCCCAUCCAUCAGAUCGAUGUGCAGACGGAGAGCGCCGUGGCCAGCAACAGCCUCUUCCUCCUUGCUCCACUCAUCAUCUGCCACAUCAUCGACAAAAACAGCCCGCUGUACGACCUGUCGGCCAUGGAGCUGCAGUGCAGCGACCUGGAGGUCAUCGUCAUCUUGGAGGGAGUCGUGGAGACAACAGGGAUCACCACACAGGCCAGGACCUCCUACGUCUCCGAGGAGAUCCAGUGGGGCCACCGCUUCGUUCCCAUAGUAACAGAGGAGGAGGGCGUGUACUCUGUGGACUACUCCAAAUUUGGAAAUACAGUCAAGGUAGCAACGCCGCUCUGCAGCGCCAGAGAGCUGGACGAGAAGCCGUCCAUCCUGAUCCAGACGCUUCAGAAGAGCGAGCUGUCCCACCAGAACUCGCUGAGGAAGCGGAACUCCAUGCGGCGCAACAACUCCAUGCGUAAGGGCGCAGGGAGCAGCGGCAGCCUGCGCAGGAACAACUCGGGGCUCGUGUCGCCCAAAGUCCAGUUCUUCACCCCGGGAGAUGGAGGCCAGAACCUGAACGCCGUCACCUGACAUGAGGCCUACCUGCCGCUGGCCGCCCUGCUCCUCCUGGUGGGGAGGAGGAGUGUGGGUGUUUCUGUUUCCUUGCCCGGACUCGUUCCUCUUCUACUUCAUCUUCUUCUUCUCUUUAGACUUUACGGGUCUACGCCGAUCUGCUGCAGCGAACAAGCUAACGGAACAGUUUCUCUGCUCUGACCCGCAAAGUGACAAAAAAUAGAAACACAGCUGGCUCCGGGAUGAACACAACAAAAAGCCGCCAUGUUUACUCAAAUAAAAGUCCAGAGACUGAUCAUAUAUGUAGCCAAGCAUUCUUUACAACCCAGCACUUUACAUCCUGAAACACGUCAUUUGAUUAUUGAGAAAAUGCAGCACUUAAUUAAGAGUGAAAACAAUCAACUAAACACGUAUUUUUUUACAGAAGUGUCAAACAUUUUCUUCUUCUUCUGUCAUUAAUUCCAAAGUGCCAUCGUAGGGAAAUUGGGAUGUUCGUUUUUCACUUUUAAAGAGAUUAUAUAAAAAAUAUGAGCAAUUAAUCAUAAUAAUAUGUAUAAAAUAUUAAAAGAUGAUGAAAAAAACAUGUUUUAAAUCUCCUUUCUUCUUUUUGUUUUAAUGCCACAAAAGGAAAAAACUUUAAUACGUUCUUGUUUCACUACAUGAAUACAAUAAAUUAUUUGAUUCACUCACUUCCAGGUUCCAACACCUUUUUACUGAUUUUUAGGGGAGAUGUACAGCUUCAGUAAUAUUUUCUUGUUGAUUUAAAGUCACAGUUUAACUGCUAAUACUGAGAACUAGUGACAAACUCUGUACUGUAUACUGUAACCUGUAUAUUUUCACUUUUGUGUCGUUUCAGAAUAAAGGCAUCCACCUGUUAUGAAAAUCA
Messenger RNA from Mugil cephalus (flathead mullet), 2523 nucleotides. It is a transcript of the gene kcnj8, whose product is annotated as potassium inwardly rectifying channel subfamily J member 8. The coding region runs from base 390 to 1655 and encodes 421 amino acids. Gene Ontology annotation, biological process: potassium ion import across plasma membrane; regulation of monoatomic ion transmembrane transport. Gene Ontology annotation, cellular component: plasma membrane. Gene Ontology annotation, molecular function: ATP-activated inward rectifier potassium channel activity. The record is from RefSeq and is a predicted model, not a curated record. Lineage: Eukaryota; Metazoa; Chordata; Actinopteri; Mugiliformes; Mugilidae. The transcript has 6 exons.